AUGACAUCAAGAACCACGCAUUUCAAAGUGAAAAUCGUGGAGGGUCAAAAUUGGCCCAAGGUCAAGAACGCCAAAACUCCAGCCAAGUAUCAUUUUUCCUUUUGUUUCAUGAACGGAGAAGUUGAAAAAUCAAAAGUCGUGACUGAUGCUGAAAUUUCUGCUCUCGGAAUUGAGAAAACAUUUUCUGCAAAGGUGGAGGAUCUACUCAACCUUGUGAUAAAUAACAUUGGAGCAGACAUUUUGGUAGUAAAAAUGAUUAAGGGAGAAGAUGACAAAAAUGCAAUAGAAUUUGGAGUGGUUGACAUUGACUUUUCUGGGCUUUUCUCAAGCUCACAAAUUGAUUCUUUUCAUACGGUCACAGUCACCGAGGAAGGAGCAAUACAUGAAGAAAUUCCGAAGGUCCGAGUCAUCAUUGAAUUGUCUGAUCCUCUUCUUCUUCCUCAUGAGAAAGAAGGAGGAAAUUUAUUGACCAUAAAAUUAGGACCAAUGCAUAAUUUACCACGAAAUUGGCUUCCAAGAGACGCUCAAAACAUUUCGGAAAUCCCUCUUGAAUUCACAACCAUUUGUGCACUCCCAAUAGGAGAUGCUACCAAGUAUUACUAUUUCAGAGGAGGAAGAAUGUAUUUACAUUCACAGGAUGAGCAUGAAACAGGAAAGAGCGAGGUUGUUGUGGCAUGGCAAAAAGAUACACAAACAUUCUUUCUUGAUUCAGAGGCAAUGAAAAGAUUCGAACACCUAUGUGUCAACAAUGAAGUUAUUCAUUUCAAAUUUCUGAGAUCCAUCAAUAAGGACAUGAUGGUCGACGGUUGGGUCGAUCACAACGAAAAGAAGUACAUUGGAAAAUUUUGCAAACAUAUUAAGGAGUUGCUAGAGCCAGGAGCAAAGAUAUCAUGUGAGGAAUCUGUCCUUAGUCAUUUGGAUGCGAACGAUCAUUCUUUCCCAUCAGAUCCUCGACCCAAGAGUGCCAACAAGAAGAAGAAGAAAUCCAAAGACCCAGUCCCUCCUCAACUUCUUCCAGAAACAGACGAUUCCAAACCCUACGAAGAAAAUGGAACGAAAAUAUCGGUCGAGUUUUCUUUUGAAAAUUCUCUCAUUCCAAAACCUGAAGAAAGAACAAGAACGAAUAUGCGUCCUUCGGAUAUCAUUCCAAAACGAGAAAAAGUGGAAAAGAAAAAAGACAUUGUUGAGUUAUAUCAUGAAGAAAUUUUAGGAGUUGUCGAUGUUCUUGUACGUGAAUAUAAGUCUCUGAUCGAGAAAGAGAGCAAUGUGGACAAGGACCAAUUUGUUUUUGAGCUAAAUCACACAGGCAAAUACUUUGCGUUUAAGGAAAGAUUGAAAGCGUCUGUGGUGCAACUGGUGAAAGACAAAUUUUCACAUGAACUGAAAACUAAGAAGGAGAAUGAAAUCAAAUCAUUGUAUAACGAUAUUUAUGUGUACUUGGUGCGCCAAAUGCAUGUUGCAAUCAAUAGAAUAUUUAGUAAGGCCAAGAGCGAGGAGAAAAAGGAAUCGCCACUGCAUUUAGAAACGCAAAACCCAGAAAAACUUAAGAAACUUGCUGACGAAGCUGAGGCUGAGUUUAACUAUCCAUUGGCCGCACGAUAUCAUCAAGAACGAAUUGCAAUUUCCUCCAUAGAGGAAGAAACAAAGAACUUUUGGUUUGACUAUGGUGUGUUUAGCAUGAGAGUGAAUGACUUGGCAAAAGCUGAACAAUCCUUCAGAGAAACGCUCUCAAUAGACAUGUCUCAUUUGCCAUGCUUGCAAUUAUACGGUGUGUUGCUUUGCAUGAGAAACCAAUAUAAGGAGGCAGAAGUGUUUCUUCAAUCAGCGGUGGACUUGGAUAACAACAACUUCAUGUCCUGGGGUCUUCUUGCCUUGCUGUUCUCACUCAUAGAAAACGAAAAACAAGCCCACCAAGCAUUUUUGUAUGGAACGUUGGCCUUAGAGAAACUUUUGGGUCAAUCACCCAAACAACCUCUCAAACUUGCAGUGGCUUCAUUUCUUUUGGAUGUAAAUGCGGAUAAGUUGGCUGAGAAAUUACUGAUCGAGGAAAUGCAGAACGGAGAGGCUAAUGCAGACAUUUAUUUCGAAUUGGCCCGUGUGUACCAUAUCAGAGAAGAUUACGAACGUGCUGAGGACAAUCUCAAAUCUUCUUUAAAGCUUCACUACAAGUCAGAAAAGAGCUGGGAAAUGAUGGGCCUUAUUCAUAUCAAACUUGGAAGAAUAUCUGACGCCGAACAAGAACUGGAAACUGCCCUCAGUGUUUCAAGUAAUCCAAAUGCCUUGUUACUCCUUCGUUUGGCCCAUAUUUAUUUAGAGCUGCAAAAGUAUGAAAGAGCGAGAGACACUUUUUUGAAUGCUGCUAAAAUUGUUUCUUCAUGCAGUGCGUGGCUUGGUGCUGGAAUUGCAUACUUUAGACUUGCCGAGUAUGAUCUUUCUGAACAGGCUCUAAAUGAAGCCAAUAUUCAAAAUAAUAGAAAUGCUACUGUUUGGGGAUAUCUAACAUUAUUAGCAUUGAUCAAUAAGAAGGAAAAAGAGGCAGAGAAGUGUCUUCGAGAAUCUCUAAAACACGCUCUAAAAUCCUCAGAUCCUAAGCUGACAGAUGAAAUAAGACAAGCUCUUUCUCAAACCAAACAGUGUUCCACCUUAAUGACAACACUUGAAUAA
Messenger RNA from Naegleria fowleri, 2664 nucleotides. RefSeq lists its product as uncharacterized. Gene Ontology annotation, biological process: cilium movement; cilium assembly. Gene Ontology annotation, molecular function: protein binding. The record is from RefSeq and is a predicted model, not a curated record. Gene Ontology annotation, cellular component: motile cilium; extracellular exosome. Bases 1 to 2664 code for a protein of 887 amino acids. NCBI's taxonomy places the organism in Eukaryota, Heterolobosea, Eutetramitea, Acrasida, Naegleriidae. The transcript has 4 exons.